Molecule: messenger RNA, 696 nt
Organism: Aspergillus neoniger CBS 115656
Lineage: Eukaryota; Fungi; Ascomycota; Eurotiomycetes; Eurotiales; Aspergillaceae
Exons: 3
Coding region: 313-564 (83 amino acids)
Source: RefSeq, a predicted model, not a curated record
CUUCUUCGCUAGCUCCCACCCGUAUCAUUACACAAUUAAUACAGUGACGCUUACUUUACUUACACCCUGACCCACACGGAAUGAAUCGCCUAGUCGUGGACCCCUGAUCCAGAGAAAUUGUACUGAGUACUAUGGCGGAUGGAUCCGAUCAUCGUUUUUUAAAACAUAAAUAGCGGGUGUUGCUCCUCGCUUUCAUUCAUUUUUGUUACAACUGUCUACUACCUACUACUACUAUCUACUUAGAUACUUAUCUAUCUCUACCCUCACCUAUUCACAAACAACAACAACACUCUACACUACACUACAGUCAAAAUGGUCUUCAACUGGUUCAAGUCUUCCAAGGAGGAAUCCUCCGCUACUCAACAACCCUCCUGGGACGCCAACACCAUGACCAUGCAGCAGCCUUCUAGCCCCGAGGCUCCUUCCACUGAGCGCGUCGUUACGCAGCAGCCUAACACCCAGGAAGAAAUGAAGAUGGGUCUGCGUGGUGGUGGUGCCGGUGAUGUGUGCUGCGGAGUUUGCGCCGGUCUUCUCUGCUUCGAGUGCUGCGAGGAGUGCUGCUAAGCAAAUACCUUCCUCUCAUACAUACGUUCGACUACCGUCUCCGUAUCUUGAUGAACAAAAGAUAUUGAAAAAAGAAUAAUAAGGAAACGGACAUGUGCUGCCCAUCUAUGAGACGAGCUAUGAAAUACGGAC